Molecule: messenger RNA, 2188 nt
Organism: Colletotrichum scovillei
Lineage: Eukaryota; Fungi; Ascomycota; Sordariomycetes; Glomerellales; Glomerellaceae
Exons: 2
Coding region: 1112-1930 (272 amino acids)
Source: RefSeq, a predicted model, not a curated record
UGGGAGGAUGUGCCCAACGGGCGCUUAUCGUUACGGACCCCAUACGCGGUUCCAGCAUCAUCACAAUCACGUUGUUGGUUUCAACCUCCGGGAUAUGAAGCAUCCAUCGUCGUGUGUCUACUGCAGAAUAAAGGACAAGUUUGCUGACUUUUCUUGCUGGUAUCCUGCCGCAUCUGCUGUUGCAUCGCACCAGCAUGGCACGAACAAGCUGAUCUCACCUUGCUCACCCACCUACUCCGUAGUCCGUACUGCAGUAUGUGCAAUCCAACAUGGCCAACCAACUUCCCAUUCACCGACCAAUUCUAUUGGCAAUCAAUACUGCACCAGCAGUGGCCCCCGAAGCCCCCCUGCUCUCCUCGAGGCGGGUAUUGUGCGCAACGUCGCAUCUUGCCGCCCCCAUUGGCUCAUCCGCCCGGGGGCCGACCAAUUGAACGGCCCCUCUCGAACUCGGCGCUUAGCAUCCCUCAUCACCUCCGCUCCUCAUUGGACCUCCCCGUUGUGACGGCGCACCGUCGGUCAACCACGGCACAUGCAGCUCAGCGGCCCUUUCAACCCCCAUUGCCCUGAGCUUACCCGGCCACCCGCCCGCCUGGCCCCCCUCUUUGGACAGGUGAAUGGCGAUGAAUGAAUGGAGCAAAUGGGCGGCGGCGAAUGGGUUGACCUGCAGGAGGGAGGGAGAUAUGGCCCUUAAACUGCCACCCUGCCCCCAUCCGACCCAUUGAGAGGCUCAUUCUUUACUCUUGGUCCCUUUUCUCACUCUUCACUCUCAUUGAAGAUUCGACCUCCUGUCGAAACGUCGAAGACGACAGUAAAGCUCGAAUCCCGCAAGUCAGAUCGCGAGGUUCUUCUCAUUGCGUUCAAGUGCUGGGUACUUGGCCAAUGUGAAAUCCCAUUGUUUGCUUUGGCGAACAAUCGCGCCUAGGAAUACAACGAACACACUUUGAACCCCCAAAAGUCUUGGCAAAGAGAGACACAGAGAGCGGAGAGAGUUACAACCCUACGACUUCAUUAAGAGGACAACCCCCCAAAGCGACACGGGCAUUGACACGCCUCUCGUCAAACACGCAUACACGACAAGAAACGUUGGAGAGCAGAAGGAGAAGAAGGAAAGAUGACGUACAAGAUCUUGCACAGGAAAUGGCUGCUGCGGAAAUGGAUGUGGACGCUCAUGCCGCUGGAGCUGGCCGGCCUCGUCCCGCUCCUCGUCCUCUUCGGCAUCGCGCAGCCGGACCUCUACCGGACCAAGCUCUGGGAGGUCGGGCACGCCUACGGCUUCAACUCGAACCCAAAGAUGAUUCUCUACGCCUACGCAAAUUAUGAGCCGUACCCCAAGGUCCCCUUUGUAUGGACACGAACACUCACAGACUUCAACGUCGCCAUCUCGGUAAUCACCCUCUUCCUCCUCCUCACCAAACUCGUCGCCUUCAUCAUGAAGUUCUGGUUCCCCCUCCUCGCCGCCGGCAUCAACGUCGCCAUGGUCGCCCUCUACACCGUCUCCGUCUACGGCCAAAUGGGACCCGACCACGCCGACCCGCGCUACCCGUCCUCGAUCGCCUGGUACGUCGCAAAGUCGUGCGACUACGCCCGCCCCUUUAGCGCCUACAAGAGUUGCCAGCUCGCAAAGGGCACCUUCGCCGUGACGGUCUACAUGCUUGCGCUCUACCUCGCCAACUUGGGCAUCGCGCUGUACGUGCUGUGGCCGAACGCGGGCGAUAAAGUCGACGGCGACGAGGACGAUGACGGCAAGGGCAGCAGCGACGGCAGCUCACCGGUGGAUUAUGCCAAGGAGGGGAGGGAGUGGGAGAUGAGGGAUUGGCAUGCCAAGGGCGGGCCGGCGAGUCCGCGGGUCGGGGUCGUGCCGUAUACGCCCAGGACGCAGGCUUUCCAUACACUUGAUAGGAAGUUGCCGUUGAGGCAGCAGUAUGGCUAAAGGGGGAUGAUGCAUUGGUGGAAGGGGAAAUGAGAAGGUUACGUGGAAGCACGGAAAGAUUUCAAAGGAGGGAUGAAGGUGGCUGAGAAGAAUAUCACUUCUUCCACAUUCUCUACAGUCUCCAGGAGGCGCCGGCGUGGUUUUAACUCUAUUAUUUCAUUGUCUAUUUUAUUUUAAUGUUGAUAUACCACCUAUCGGAUGAAGUUAUACACAUUCGCGUAACAAGAAAACCCCAACUCUUGACUUUGAGAUCACAAG